GAGAGAAAGAUUUCGCUCAAAUCCGAGGCAAGAACUUUCUUUUCGAGCAUUGAGUUUUUCUCCUAAGGGAGGCCAUUGUCACUGAAUGGCAUUGAGCUUACCUCGAGCACUGCUGAAGAGUUCCCCGGUUCCCGCAAAUGGUGUCUGCUUAUCCACUCGAGAUUCUUUGCAAUUCAGCUGGGAGUCGAGGCCACGUCCAAGUUUUGAGGCAAGAGCGAGCAGGGGGUUCAAGGAGCUUCUCCAGAGAAGCCGGAGGGGUAAAACGGACGAACAGGCUGCGGCAGAGAAAGAAGAGGGCGGCGCUCAAGUCGAAGACGAGAAGGAAAAUCAAAGUGUUUGCCCGUGCGGUGGAGGAGAACUGAGGAAGAGCUACGAGUCAUGCUGUGGUGUUCUGCACGAAGGAGGAGCAGAACCGGAUGCGCUGGCUGUGAUGAAGGCGAGAUUCAGCGCUUAUGCACGAGGAAACUCGGACUACGUCGUGAAGACAACCCACAAGGAAAACGCAUGCUUUCAAGGUGGAGAGGCCAGGCUUCUAGCGGACGUAGAAGCAACCUGUCGAAAGCUCAAGUUCAAGCGCUUGGAGAUACUGGAUUUCCAAACCGAGAGCGAGGACGAGGCAUUCGUUUCAUUCAAGGUGACAUACACUCUUGCCAGAGGAAGCCGCGCGAACGAUCGCAUCAAUAAGUUUUUGCUGGAGAGGAGCCGCUUUGUUCGCAGCGAGGGUCCGGAAGGAACCAAGCGAUGGCUUUACAUCGAAGGAAUUCCUCUCGGCAGGCCUCAGUAGGUUGUCUUCGCGGCAAAGAAAAUUUUAAAGAGUACUUAAGGAGGCUA
Molecule: messenger RNA, 831 nt
Organism: Selaginella moellendorffii
Lineage: Eukaryota; Viridiplantae; Streptophyta; Lycopodiopsida; Selaginellales; Selaginellaceae
Product: UPF0225 protein Reut_A0143
Exons: 4
Coding region: 86-784 (232 amino acids)
Source: RefSeq, a predicted model, not a curated record